This is a messenger RNA of Aaosphaeria arxii CBS 175.79, 1089 nucleotides long. Its product is annotated as protein elicitor peat 2. Lineage: Eukaryota; Fungi; Ascomycota; Dothideomycetes; Pleosporales. The transcript is spliced from 2 exons. Gene Ontology annotation, biological process: mitochondrion organization. The record is from RefSeq and is a predicted model, not a curated record. Gene Ontology annotation, cellular component: membrane; mitochondrion. Bases 1 to 843 code for a protein of 280 amino acids.
AUGGCCUUCCCACAAUCGCUCUUCCGCUGGGUCGUCCCAGGUGCAAUCGCUGCCGGUAUUGCGCAAGCUUCGCUUUACGAUGUCAAGGGUGGAACUCGUGCGGUCAUCUUCGACCGACUGUCUGGUGUGAAAGAGAACGUUGUGAAUGAGGGAACACAUUUUCUGGUGCCGUGGCUACAGAGGAGCAUCAUCUUCGAUGUGAGGACAAGACCGAGGAAUAUUUCAACGACCACCGGAAGUAAGGAUCUGCAAAUGGUUACCCUCACAUUGAGGGUGCUGCACAGGCCGGAAGUGAAGCAGUUGCCAAAGAUCUAUCAGAACCUCGGUCUUGACUACGAUGAGCGUGUCCUCCCCUCCAUCGGUAACGAAGUCCUCAAAGCCAUUGUCGCCCAGUUCGAUGCCGCAGAGCUCAUCACCCAGCGAGAGCAAGUCUCGAACCGUAUCAGGACCGACCUUCUCAAGCGCGCCCAGGAGUUUAACAUCCAACUCGAGGACGUAUCCAUCACCCACAUGACUUUCGGAAAGGAAUUCACCAAGGCCGUUGAGGAGAAGCAGAUCGCACAGCAGGAGGCCGAGCGCGCGAGAUUCGUGGUCGAGAAGGCCGAGCAGGAGCGACAGGCCAACGUUAUCAGGGCUGAGGGUGAAGCCGAGGCUGCCGACACUAUCAGCAAGGCCGUGGCAAAGAGUGGUGACGGUCUGAUCUUGAUCCGUAGAAUCGAGACACAGAAGGACAUUGCACAGAUGCUAUCAAAGAACCCUAACGUCUCAUAUCUCCCCAAUGGAGGCGGCGCGGGAGAGGGUGGAAAAGGUGGAGGCAACUUCCUCUUGGGCCUGCGGGGUUGAAGAAGGUACGAAGAGAUGUGAUGUGAAAGAAAUGGAAACAUGAAACAAGUUUCGGAGCGUGCACUGUCGGCGAAUUCCCGACGUACGAAUGUAUCAUAUGGAAAAUCUUCUCUGUAUCGUUAGGGAAUUAAAACUCCUCUUUUCCCAUUCCAGCAACUGAAGUAUAUCUAAUGAAGUACGGGUACCAAAAUGAAGACAGCGAAGCUCUGAAAUAACAUGUAUGGCAUAUACCUUCUCAUGCGGUCU